Molecule: messenger RNA, 879 nt
Organism: Saprolegnia diclina VS20
Lineage: Eukaryota; Oomycota; Saprolegniomycetes; Saprolegniales; Saprolegniaceae
Exons: 1
Coding region: 1-879 (292 amino acids)
Source: RefSeq, a predicted model, not a curated record
AUGGCAAGCUUCGGAGCAACCUCCUUCCAGAACCUCUCGAUCAAGGAGGACGCAUCGGCGCCUCGAAUCGACGUGGGUGCUGCCCACGCCCACCUCGACGCCAUCGAUGCGGCCUUGGAGCACACGGCGCCGCUCGUCGACGCUGACGGCGAUGCGUCAUGGGGCCCCGUCGUCGUCGCCCCGCACAUUUCGUUGGCCGAAGCAGUCAUUGUCGGCCAAGAGCUGCUGCAUCGGUGGGUGUUUGAGCCAUUUAUCGAGAACCCAACGGUCGGGCGACUGCUGGCCUCCAGCAAACACACAUUUGUCCACGACCACUCGCGUCGCGUCGCCAUGACCACGAUCGACUACCAGCUACGCGACAUGACUCGAUUUCAACUUGACGACGUCCAACUCGCGACGGGUCGGCGUCUGUGCCGCGUCCAGCAAGCCACCGACUCGUUGACGCCGUUGGGACUCGUCGUUGGUGGCGAUGUGCUGGACGCGGGGGACGGCCAGCCGUACCCGACAUUUGUGCUGGAGAUCUUCUACAAGAAUGAGAGUUUGAGCGACUUGCGCGCGACGCUCGCUCGAUGGAUGGACGGAACGUCGGUGCAAGUGGCGUUUGGCAUCAAGGUGAACACGCGAGGCCAUCGCUAUGUGCUUGUGCUCCACGUCCGUGGCCAGCCGGUGGUAGAAAGUCGCAUUGACCACCACGCGACUCCCAUUCGCUGGGCAGGCUUUCCAGUCGCCGCUUUGUACUGGGGCGUGGCUUUGCCGCCGGCGCUGGCAGGUUAUGCGGAAGCGAUGGUUAACGUUGACAUUUACCUGCUGCGGGAAUCUCUGUAUGGUCCGAACAGCGCGGCGACGGGUGCAGGGUUCGGCUAUAUAGGAUUUUCGUAG